Carassius auratus (goldfish) is the source of this 2700-nucleotide messenger RNA. RefSeq lists its product as uncharacterized. Bases 1 to 2700 code for a protein of 899 amino acids. NCBI's taxonomy places the organism in Eukaryota, Metazoa, Chordata, Actinopteri, Cypriniformes, Cyprinidae. The transcript is spliced from 19 exons. The record is from RefSeq and is a predicted model, not a curated record.
AUGAAGGAGAAGCACCCUGACAUAACCAGCACAAUCCCAGCUCCGACAUUGACAAACAUCCCAUCUCCAAAAAAGAUCAAGUUGGCAGUUCCAACAACAGCAUCCAACACCAUCCCAGAUCCAACUACAAAAACCACCACCAUGCUAGAUCCAGCAAUUACAACCACCACCACUCUGCCAUCAACUCCAAGUGAACAGAUGCAAAGGACACACCGUGAACUUUUCAGAAAAGUGCGGAGCACUGAGGAAGUGGAAGUCCUAACAUCAGCAGGUGAUGAAAACAGAGAUGAUGAGGCUGAUCUGGGUGACAUAACGUAUCCACCAAAAGAUGACCAAUUGAAAGUCAUGGUCCAGUAUAUUCUGAAGAACAAAACGUUACCUGUUAUACUUCCUGAACAUUUUCGGCUUCCAUCAGUGGAAAAGGAAUACCCAAGGCAUCUAAUUCCAGAGGAGAUGAUGUGCCAGCACUGCCCUGGCAAUGUACCCCUGAGUGACCCAGUCCUUAUUACACAAAAGGCCAAAAUCCUCACCAGCUCACGUAUUGUUCAAGAUGUUUCUACCUGCUGUAAGUCUUGUCAUCAGUGUGGAGCCUUCUUUCGCUACCAAGAGUGGAAAGAUGGCAUACACAAUUUUAAUGAUCGGAUACUCCUUGACCUCCCUUUAUGCAUAACUAUUAGGAAUAUGCUACAGGUCCAUACUGCUGUCUGCAGAGUGGUGGAGUAUUUGGAAAGGACUACCGGUGUGCACUUUCCCUCAGCUGAUACGAUUAUGCAAGGAUAUCUUCACUUUGAAGCUCUUACAGAACAUGACUACGAGUAUUCCUGUGUGAACUGUGGGGACCAUCCACCAGUUGUCAUCAUGGACCUCCAUAAGAAGGGGGCCUUCCAUUUGUCAGUAAGUGACCUUUCACCACCCCCAGAAGACUUCAACGGAGAGGUUGAUAUGCAUUCUUUUUGGGAGGCACUUUCAUUGGAGAGGAUUGGUCAAGGAUUUGUAACAAGUCAACAAAAAAAUACUUUUACAGUCCCACCAAGUUACAACUUUUGGGCACCAUGGAUAGGUCCAAAAACAUGUAGAUCAAACCAUGUCCUUAAUACGGAAUAUCAAAAAGUCCGUCCUCCAAAACCGACCGAGGUCUCUGAAAUGACAGUAACAGAGGACCGCCUAAGAGAGGAACUAUACAAGCAGAAGGUUCAGGUGGUUAGGAAAUUAUGUAAGGAGUGUGGGUUAGAUUCGUCUGGAUCACGAGCUGACCUCCUUCUGAGAUUGUCAAAUGAAAUGAAGUCCAGGCAGACAUACGACAAGGUUUUUCAAAAGAUCUGGGCUGCUUCAGGUGGUUGGGCUGUAAUUAUGUGCCCAUGUGGCAUUGUGUACAGCAUAAAGUGUAACAUUCGAGCAGAAAGCCCACGUGACUUUGCAGACAUGUUGCUUUCUUGGAAGCACAUGCCAAAUGUUAUCAUAUAUGACUUUGCACGUGGGUUAGCAACCCACAUGAACCUUAGAGAACCAGGAAGUUUGCCUCUCAAACCUUUUGAAGGACGGUUAAACCCCCCAACUCCAGACAACAUAGCCAAAGCCAAAGAUGGGAAACUGAAGGUCUCACUACCUUGGCUGAAUUGUAAAAAAAAUAUUCCAGACCCUGAAGGCCAUCGAGUUACUGGUUCAGCAGAGCAUUAUGCUCUGUAUGAUCGGUUCCACGAGGACAAUACGAAAGAUCCCCGUGAUGUUCUGCGGAAGCUUCGCACAGUCCCACAACUGGCUGGAAAAGUAAACAGUCAAGUUGCAGAACAGCUAUUUUCCAGAAUGAAGAAAAAUAAUUACUUUUUAAACAUGGCUUUACCUUCAACACAUCUGUUCCUUAUGAGGAAUAUUAUACACCAUCAUAACACGUACAGAAAUGAACAACGUCUAGGCAACAUAAAAAAGGCUUUUGGAAAUGAUGUCACAAUGAACAGGCACAGCCAGGCAGUGUUAGUUAAUCCGGUAUCCCCAGAGAAGGUCUCCACUGUUUCAAUCGGCAUUGAUGUACCAACUGAAUUGAAUCCUAUCCAGGACAAACUGCUCAGCUAUGUUCUGGACACAAGACGGCCUGGAGCAGAAAUUAUUAUAAAAGAAGGGUCCACAUGUCUCACCCGUGAAGAGAUUCGGAGCCUAGGGUUACAAAGAAACAUGGAUUCCCAGAUUGGGAAUGCCUGCUUCAAAUUGAUUCAUGAAGCAGCUCAGCAACAUGGAAAAGACAUAUAUAUAGAGGACAUGUACGUAAUUCCUACAUGGAAGUGUACACCAAAAAAUAUGGCUGUUAACUUUCCAGAGGAUGUUGACAUGAAAGACUUGUUGGUGUUUCCAGCGUGGACCAACUCAAAUGGGCCAGAACACUUCAUUCUCUGUGGAUUGCCACUCCAAAACUUUGGGAAUGACUGCGGGAUUUUCAUUCUCAUGUACACCCUCUGCAUUGUGACAGGUGUGGGGUUUGACUUCCAGGAGCGGUUUGCCUUCUGGACUGAUGAGGCCAGAAGCUUGGUCCAAGGAGCUCUUCAGCCUGUCUCCCGAGUGCCAAGACUGAGUGCUGUCUCUGAGAAGGUCCCAGUCCACAUUGAGUCUGUGGAUCACCGCACCACAGAAGAAAAGAGACUGGUGGACUUUAUAGGAGAGUUACAGGGAUCUGAGGAGCAUUUGGUGACUUACAAAGCUACUGUAUAA